This is a messenger RNA of Dipodomys spectabilis (banner-tailed kangaroo rat), 2417 nucleotides long. RefSeq names its product SH2B adaptor protein 2 (gene Sh2b2). Gene Ontology annotation, cellular component: plasma membrane. Bases 281 to 2131 code for a protein of 616 amino acids. Gene Ontology annotation, biological process: intracellular signal transduction; antigen receptor-mediated signaling pathway. The record is from RefSeq and is a predicted model, not a curated record. Gene Ontology annotation, molecular function: transmembrane receptor protein tyrosine kinase adaptor activity. Lineage: Eukaryota; Metazoa; Chordata; Mammalia; Rodentia; Heteromyidae. The transcript has 9 exons.
GCUGGGCUCGGAGCGCGCGGGACUCAUCCUGCUCGGAGAGCCGCGCGGGGAAUCGCUCCGGAGCCGCCGCGAGCGCACAAAUCAUCCAGGCUGUGGAACCGGGGAAGGAGGCGCCGCCGUUGCCGGGUCUCGUCUGGAGGAAGCUCAGCCAGCCGUGAGCCAUGAGCCAUCGGGCCCCGGGAGCCCGGCCGCGGUCCGGGCAGCGCUCCCCCGGCGCUCCGGCCCGGGCGGCCGCAGCUGCGCGCCUGUAGCUGCAGGGAGCUGCGAUGGGAGCGGAGCCAUGAAUGGUGCGAGCCCCGGCGGCGCCCGCAGCCCGGCCCGGAUCCCCGACUGGCGGCAGUUCUGCGAGCUGCAGGCGCAGGCGGCCGCCGCGGACUUCGCGCUCGAGUUCUGCCGCUUCCUGCGGGACCAUCCGGCCCACGACGGCCCGGACGCGGGCGCCGCGUUCGCCCGCCACUUCGCCCGGAGCUUCCUGGACGCGUUCGGCGCGGAGGUGCGGCGCGUGCGGGGCAGCACGGACGAGGACGCGGCGGCGGCGGAGGAGGAGGAGGCGGGCGCGGCGGAGCCGCUCCGGGCGCGCGGCCGCUGGCGCAGCUCCGAGGACCUGGCGGACGGGGCGGACGCGGCGGUGCCCCGCGCCCGCGGGCGCAAGGGCUUCUCGCUGCGCCACCUCGGGCUGUGCGUGGCCGACGGCGUGCGCGACCUGUGGCAUCGGCGCGCCGAGCCCGACGCGGGGCCCCCCGAGUCCCGGGAGCGCGGCGAGCGGCGGGCGCGGCGCCUGCGGCUGCCCCGGGCGCUGGCCGGCAGGGCAGAGCCGGCGGACGUCCAGCGCGAGGGCGCGCUGCGCUUCAUGGUGGCCGACGACGCGGGGCCCGGCGCCGCGCAGUGGCACCGCUGCCGCCUGCUGCUGCGCAGGGCGGGCGCCGCCGCCGGGGAGCGCUUCCGCCUGGAGUUCUUCGUGCCGCCCAAGGCCUCCAGGCCAAAGGUGAGCAUCCCCCUGUCGGCCAUCAUGGAGGUGCGGACCACCAUGCCCCUGGAGAUGCCUGAGAAGGACAACACGUUCGUGCUCAAGGUGGAGAAUGGAGCCGAGUACAUCCUGGAGACCAUUGACUCCCUGCAGAAGCACUCGUGGGUGGCUGACAUCCAGGGCUGUGUGGAUCCUGGUGACUGUGAGGAAGACCUCGAGGUGGCCUGCUCCCAGGGAGGCUGCUUGGCCAGCCGUGUGGCCUCCUGCAGCUGUGAGCUCCUGACGGAAGACCCGCCGCGGCCCCCAGAGACAGCGGCCGCCGUGGUGACUGCCCCACAUGGCCGGGUCCGAGACACUGUGGGAGAGUCCCUGCUCCACGUCCCACUACAGACCUUCCUGCAGACCCUGCAGUCCCCAGGCGGCAGCGGAGGCAAUGACAGCAGUGCAGGGGAGGAAGGCGUGGAGCCAGACCCUGAAGCUGAGCCGGGCCUGGAGCUCUCCAACUACCCCUGGUUCCAUGGGACCCUGUCUCGGGUCAAGGCCGCUCAGCUGGUGCUGGCAGGAGGGCCCCGGAGCCACGGCCUCUUCGUGAUCCGCCAAAGCGAAACGAGGCCUGGGGAGUACGUGCUGACCUUCAACUUCCAGGGCAAGGCCAAGCACCUUCGUCUGUCCCUGAACGGCCACGGCCAGUGCCAUGUGCAACACCUGUGGUUCCAGUCUGUGCUUGACAUGCUCCGCCACUUCCACACCCACCCCAUCCCACUGGAGUCUGGGGGCUCUGCCGAUAUCACCCUGCGCAGCUAUGUCCGGGCCCAGGGCCCACUACCUGACCCGGGGCCAUCGCCCAGUGGCGUCGCGCCCGCGGCCCCCGGCUGCUGGGCCGAGCCCGCCGGCCAGCACUACUUCUCCAGCCUGGCCGCGGCCGCCUGCCCGCCCGCCUCGCCCUCGGAGGCCCCCGGAGGAGCCUCCUCUUCGUCCACCUCGUCGGCCUCCACCGCCUCCGUGCCUGCGCCUCCGCGCGCCGCCGAGGGUCCGCUCAGCGCGCGCAGUCGCAGCAACAGCGCCGAGCGCCUGCUGGAGGCCGCGGCCGGGGCCAGCGAUGAGCCCGCGGAGGGAGCGCCCGGCCGUGCGCGCGCCGUGGAGAAUCAGUACUCCUUCUACUAGGGCCCAAGGCGGCUCGGCCCCGCCUGCCCGGGACAAGCCGGGCUCUUUCGCGGCACUGCCGCCUGUCUGCGGUAGGCCACGCCCUAUCAGCGGAACGGCCCGCCUACCCGGCGAAGGCCGCCCAUUGGCCGCAUGACCUGCUUAUCUGCGGUAGGCCGCGUCCGAUUGGCAUGUAGGACCGCCCACCCGUGGCGGGCCGCGCCCACAGGCCCCAGCCUCAGGCUGUGGUGAAAGGAAGCUCUUCAGUGAAGACAAAUGUUUAUUAAAGAGCCUGUUUUAGGGACUA